This is a messenger RNA of Protopterus annectens (West African lungfish), 5856 nucleotides long. It is a transcript of the gene NUSAP1, whose product is annotated as nucleolar and spindle associated protein 1. NCBI's taxonomy places the organism in Eukaryota, Metazoa, Chordata, Ceratodontiformes, Protopteridae. Bases 1 to 1164 code for a protein of 387 amino acids. The record is from RefSeq and is a predicted model, not a curated record. Gene Ontology annotation, biological process: establishment of mitotic spindle localization; mitotic cytokinesis; mitotic chromosome condensation. Gene Ontology annotation, molecular function: microtubule binding. Gene Ontology annotation, cellular component: nucleolus; mitotic spindle; microtubule. The transcript has 8 exons.
AUGGUAACACCUACCCGGACUUUAGCCAAAUGGCAGGCAAUUAACCUUGAAACAAGUUUCAGCUACUUGCACUUGCUCAAUGAGUACAUUAAACUGGAGGAGUUAACGGUAGCGGAGCUGAUUAAAAAUAAACAGAAGGGAUUGGAGAAGAUGGAUUUGACCGAUAACUGCAUUCAGAAACUGGAGUCAUUACAACACAAUAUGAGCAUUUAUGAUAGCAAGUUAAAGGGACAGAAGACCAAAGAAAUUGGUAAACUCCAUGCAGCAGCACCUACUGGAGGGAAAGACAUUUGCCAUGCAGCGUCCCAGUCUAAAUCUGGACCAGUUGCACCUAAAAUCUACACACCAAAUUUUAAGAAGAUCCAUGAAGCUCAUUUUAAAAAGAUGGAGUCUAUUGAAACAUAUGUGGAGAAGAAGAGAAGACGGGUUGAAGAUUUUAGCAAUUCUGUCAAAGAAAUUAAGAAAGCAAUAAAAGAAAGGCGAUCUUUGUUCAGUCCUUUGUCUGCUGUGCCUAAAGACAGUUGUACUCCAGCUCAUAACCAGGGAACCACCCGUAUAACUAUUGGCACUCCAGCUAACAUACGGCGUUCACCACGUGUUUCAGCAUGCCAUACUAAGAGUAUCCUGUGUGACAAGUCUGCAUUCAAGCCUCCCAACUUGUCUACAGCAAAAAUGAAUGUCAGGUUUACUGAAGCAACCAAGGAUAAUGAGCACAAGCGUUCCUUGACCAAAACUCCAGCCAGGAUGUCACCUUAUUUGUCAUCUUUUGAUACACCCACUAUUGGUGCGAGAGAGACUGAGCGAAGACUUUCCCAACAUCCUGAGUCUGAUGCCAAGUUUAGACCCUCAGGUAUAACUCCAUUCAAGUUUAGUGCUCAGCUUGCAGACACCCCAGGCACCAACAAGAAAUCUAGUUUUGAUCUCAAGGCAAGUCUGUCUCGGCCUCUUGGUUACCAGCCAUAUAAAGGAAAGUUGAAACCGUGGGUGGAGCAAAAGGAAAAUAAUCCUCCAAAAAUGCCUGCGAAUAAUGCUGCUUCUCUUAAAAAGAACUAUAAGCAACCAGUUCUUAAGACAAGAGAGGACAGGAGAGAGAAGCUCAAAGAAGAAAGAAAUGAGAAGAAGCAAAAUGUAAUUAAAGUGCGCAGAGGCCUAGUUAUGUCUUAAAAAAAUCAUGUCUAUUUUGUAAAUAGUAAUGUGCUUUUACUUUUUUACAUAAAUACAUCUGUAUAGCUUCAACUUUAUGCUUUUUAAAAGCAGAAUUGAUAAUGCACUUCUGUAUUUAUUUUUAACUUUGGGAUUUGAAGCAGUCCAUUCAAACCGAAAUGAAGAGCAGUCCUCUGUACCUGCUUGCCUAACAUGCAAUACAAUCAGGAUAAAAUUGCCCCACUUAUUGAUACUGCAUGACUGUCACCACACAUCUCCUUUCAUGUGCAUAGAAUGUGUCUGUAUUAAUCUGUAAAAGAUAGUAAUGAAUAGCUUGCUUUGUAUACUGACUUCGGGAGACGGGCAAGAUGCGAGUUGCUUACCCUAGCAAACCAUGAUGACCAUAGGGACAGAGCUGCAUUUAACUUGUGAAUUCUCAACAUAAUGCAAACCACUUAAAGCAUUUUCUUAGCAACAGCAACAUUUGUAGUUAGAAGUCUUACAGGGUUUAAGUAUGUUGGCCUAAAAAAAAAAGCUAUAAUUCAUAAAACUAUGGCAAUGGGGAAAAAGACCCAUAUCAGUGCGCAAAAAAUAAAAAUGUCCUUGCAGGGAUGCCCCCCAUUACUAAUAGUAGCUAUGGAACUUGAACAUUGAUGAAACUGCUGUCAGCCAAGUAGCCACGUGGGAAAUCUUUCUUUAAGGAGGGUCAUUGUAGCAGUAAUUCAUAAGCUACCUCCAAUACCUCUGCAAAUCAGCUUUUUUAUGGCCUAAAUCUCCAUGUAUGGACCAAUGUGAGCGUUUUGUACAAGUAUGUAGUAAUGAGUGGCAGGUGUCCUCUAUAUCAAAGCAUUUACUUCUAAUAAAAAAAAAAAAACUUGUGUCUUUGAGAUACUGGACAGUUGACUGCAUUUUGAUAUGCUAGCAAUUUGUGUCCAUUCUUGGCCUACUUUCUAGGUGUAAAUUCUCUAGUGCUGCUUGUAUUUUGACAUUAUCCACAGGAGUGUAAUGAUGUCCCCUCAGAAGUCUCUUAUUUGGUAGAAAAUUUGCACCAGAAGUUUAUUUUUGAUGCGUUUAUCUAGAAUUUUUAUAGCAUCAAUUAUUGUACUAUAAUUUUAAUACCAGUAGUCUUAAGGUCUGGUACUCUUAAAGCAGACCAGUCUUUCUUGGUACAGAAAACAUUACAGUACCAGAAGUGUAACAAACUGCAAGUUAUCAAGUCAGAAAAAAUAAUAGAAUAGGUACAAUACCAGUAACUUUUAAAAACAAGAAACCUAGAAAAGUUGCAAAAUCAAACAAGUUGUUGGGGAGAAAUCCAUGAAUUGAAUUUCCUUAAGUUAAUUUAAAAAUAAACACACAGGCUCUCCAUGUCAGGGGGAGGCUUGCAGCUUGUCAAAAAGGACACCAAAAGUUGUCUUUUAUAUCAGUCCAAGAUUCUGUUAAAUUUUAGGGCUCCACAAUGACACAAGGUAGCAAUUUCAAACAACUUGUCAAUUUUCCACCAAUCAGAGAAGCAGCUUUCUUCAACAGGAAUCUUAGUCACUGUAGAACCAAACAGCCUUUCACCUUGAUGCAUCCAGUCAUGCAUUUGUACAUAUUUUAUAGGCUAAGGUUAUAACUAUCAUAGCUUCCUAGGCAUUUUCCAGAGGUAACUGCCUUUGUGAUAUGAUUAUCCUGUUUUGGUGUAAGAAGCAAGUAAGUACACACCCGAGGAUCUUGCCAAGCCAUCAUGCCUUCUACCCUUCGACUGCUUGGAUGAUGGCUUCAGACAAGGUGGCACAUAUAAAUACAAGACAGUUGCAUGGGAGCAAAUGCAUCAGUUGUGGAAGUAGGAGAAUCUUCCUUAAGGUACAGGAGUAAAAACUGCCAAAAAAUUGCUGCUGUUUAUCAGUAAUGGAUAUUCACCCAUCAUGUUAAAAGCAUGAAUUUCUGGUUAAUUACCUUUAACUUGCUCCAACAAGCAUGACCAAUUAAUUUUCAUUCUUGCCAUGCACUCUGCAGUUUUAUAAGGCUAGCUUUUAUUUUUAUUUUGCAGCUGUGACAUUUGGGUUAUCCAUAACCUUUGUGAAUGCUUUGAUUCAAUGUUUGUUCAUUUAAAGCUUUUCCCAGUUUGCCUUCUCCAUGUUGAUCAGCUACUUAAACAAUCUAGCUACUACUGCAAACAAGUCUCUUCUGUCCCAGUCUCCGAGAGUAGCACUCAUUUGCCUUACUUGGACUAGGGUUGUAAACAUGGGCACAAUUUGGUGGAGACUAAUGGUUAUACUAUGAUGAUGUCUAGAAGGGGGUUGGGUUAUUACAUGCUUUAGAAAGUAAACAUGUAGAUGGCUAAGCCCACACAGUGCCAUGCCCUUGGACAUUGCAGGCUUAGGCAAGGAGAUGCCCUUCCAUACUUAUGACAGUUCUUCCUGGCUUUAUCCUCACACCCAGAAUGAGACUAAGCUGCCACCUGGGAACAAGUGGAUCAUUAGCGUGGUAAGGGUGAAAAUUGGUGGACAGCAGAGCACAGUGAAAAAGAAAAAAGGUUUGUGUGCAGCUGUACCCUGGAAAUGUAUGCACACAUUUGCAAAAUGCUGCAAGUGUCAGGAAGUUAGUAUUCUGCUAGUCCACUGCUCUGGAUUAGUACCCUUAUUAUUUAAGUAUAGUGCUUCAGGCAUAUUAUUUGAAGAUAGUGUGACUGUGCAAAUGCUUUCACAAUGAUAGUACUGCUUUGAGGGAGUGACUCAAUCAAUAUGACCACAUCCUCUGUCUUUAGAGAUGGGAAGACUGAUAGAUGAUGUAGUUGGAUCACUACUGAACUGGUGCUUGUGAAAUGUGAAUAUUGAUACAACAGUCACUCCCUUGAAUUACCACCAUUAGAAUGAAGAGAAUUUCACAGUUUUACUAACUUCAGAUGAAGUCCCUCCAACUGAAUAUUUGAUAGUUAAGAUGGGAAGGUGACGUUAGAAGUAGAAGCACAUUCACAUUAAUCUUGAACUUUGAUGGUUGUAUUCCUUAAUCUUGCAAGCUCUUGUAUCAUUUCUGAACUCUGGUCCUUCUAUGGGAAGAUCGCAGGUGAUGGCAAUGUUUUUCACUAGCUGGAGCGGGCCCACACACGUUUUGUGUGGCUCACUGUUGUAUUUAUUCAAGAGAUCUCCACUUCUGGCCAAGUCCAGCAUCUGACAAUGUGGUUGAGUACUGUGCUUUGAAAAUCAGGUGCAUGACCCUACCAACCUUUUGUGCUAGUUUUAAUUAAACAAAAAAAAAAAAAAAAAACGAAAAAUGUAUGAACAUUUCUAGAUGAGGGAUUUCAGGGCCUUUUUUUUUCUGUUUGUCAUCUUGAAGGGACUAAAAUGAAAAUUAAACAUUUACAAAAUGUAGAGAGAAAUUUUCAAGAGCACACUGACUCAAGGUUUGAGGUAUGGAGCAUAUGUCUGGUUUUCUGCAAGUGCAGGCAGAUCUGAGCAUCAGGGCCUAAACCUGUUUUGCUGGGCAAGACUUCUCAGUUGAUCCAAUGAGUUCCCCCACUAGGGAGGCUGAGGUCCAUUUUAGGCUCUCCCUUGAAAUGCUGAGUCCCAACAAGCCGGAGGGAAAAGACUGAUAAUGCAAGAGAAGAAAAAAAUAUUGAACACUGCUCUUUUUCCUUUAAACUUUUUUUUUCAGGGGACAAGUAAUGGCAGUCUCUGACUUAGUAUAUGCAAGUGUGAAUGUUUGGCCAUUUGAUCUCAUUAUUCUUGUCGUUCCGAAUCCUUAUAUUUCAAACAUUUACCCCACUUUAAUUACAACUUCCUACCUGGUAUCUCUGCUUCAAUAGGGUUAUUACCAGUGAUUUUAAAAAUGGAGUAAGGAAAAGGUCAGUUAAAUAAGGCCUUCAUCCACACCAGAUAUGUUUCCAGAAAAAAAAGUCUGGGUUCUGAUUGGAUUCUGACCUAGUGACACCCUCAUAUUUUUUGUCCCUUUUUACCAGAGCCCUUCUGCUUCAAAUACCACCUUUCCCCAUAUCUGUCCUAUUGGCAUUUCAUUUUGGCAGAGACUGCAGUCUUGCAAGAGGAAACUGUCUAUUCUAGUUAAGCCAUUUACCUCUGGAGUAAUUAAGAAAAUGAAAGGACUCUUUUUGUCUCCACCUUCAAGUCUUGAGGAGGAAAGGAAGACCAAGUCUAGCUGAUGGUGGUCUGCAUGUGGUUCUCCACUUGGGCUACGGGCUGAAGUGGAAUAACUUGCUAUGUUUUGGCACCCAUCCCCAACCCCUGGACUUUCAGUUGUAGUCAUUUUAAGUAGUGUAGAAAGACUUUAUCCUAAUGGUUUCUGUAAGGCAAUACAUAUUUUCUGUUUUAACAUGCAAUGAAAGGUGCCACAGAUAUAUUGAGUACUUUUACAGUGCAUAGACUCAUUCAAACUUCCAUGAAAAGGCGCACAGAUGUUCAUUUAUCUAGUAAUUCAAUUUAAGCUAUCCUGGUAUUGGAUGUACUGCUUCUGGUCAUGCAUUUGUACAUAUUUGUUUGUAUUGAUACACUGUUGCUUAGUCCUGUUAUGUUACAGCUGUCUUAAAUGUUGUACUCCAAAAACCUGGCUUUUAUCAUAGUUCUUAACAGCAAAAUGUUUCCUAAAAUGCAGUUUGUUGUGAUUAUUGAGCUCUUAACUGUUUUAAUACUUUUAAAAAUGCAAGUUUGUCAUAUUUUCUAAAAUGAAACUGCACUAUAUGAACAAGAAGAAAAAAAAUUAAAUGUUUGGUUACAUUUA